This is a messenger RNA of Geodia barretti, 3053 nucleotides long. The record is from the annotation of a GenBank genome assembly. NCBI's taxonomy places the organism in Eukaryota, Metazoa, Porifera, Demospongiae, Tetractinellida, Geodiidae.
UGGCAGAGAUGGGUGGAGAAGGAGCAAUCGUGAAGGCUUUACGCUCGCAAACCAGAAGCCUGUCUUUAGACAACAGUAACCUAGAGGUUUUUCCCGCCGGCAUAGGUAAACUACACUUCCUGCUCAACCUCUCCGCAAAGAAAAACUCGCUCCGGUCACUCCCGCUCGGAUUGGUCAACCUCAAAUCUCUAACUUGUCUGAAUCUCGGCUGCAACUGUCUCUCCAGCAUGCCCGAGUGCCUGGCGGAGCUGACGUGCCUCACAACUCUCCACCUUUUCAGAAACGCCAUCCAAACUCUCAACGACAAAGUCCUCUCAUCACUGAAGAAUUUGGUUCUACUGAAUUUGAAUGGGAAUCGUGUCAGAGUGUUGCCUCCAUCCAUUGGGCAACUGAGCAAUCUGCAGCAACUGAGUCUCAGUUGUAACUCCAUCUCCAGUUUACCUACAGAGCUGUUUUCACUCACGAUUCUCACUGAACUUCAUCUUGACAACAAUCAACUGACGCAUUUGCCGAUAGAGAUAGGACAGCUGAGAAAGUUGGAAAAGCUCUUUCUUCAGAAAAACCUUCUCCAAGAACUACCCACAACCAUUGGGGUGUGCCUUUCCCUCAGAGUAUUGGAUGUGUCAUGCAAUCAACUAGAAAUGUUUCCAGCCGAGCUGCAGGGACUGAAGAAACUGGACCAGUUCCACUGUGAGCAGAAUCCCCUGAUACCCAAGUUACCCAUACCCGCUGAUCAGCUCACUGAAGUUCUAUCACUAAGAGAGUUAGCCGGGAGAUUUCUGGCAGAAGAGAUCAAGAAUGAUAAUGGCCAGCUGAAAGUGGACUUGGCCAAGUAUCCAGAGCUAUACCAGUUACUGGUCAACACUGGAACCUGUGCUGUUUGCAGUCACCCAGUCAUCAACUCGUGGCUGGAGUGUGUCCAUUUUCAGAAUGCCAAAACUCUUUUAGAGCUACAAGAGGGGGACGAGAUGCCUUAUGGAAGUAGGUACGGCCCUAACUCGCUGGUAGAACUCGUCCAGAAUGCUGUCUCGGCUGGUGUUUUCCGACAACAAAGGACAAACGACGGGACGGAGGCUGUGAAACCGCUCCAAAUGUGGCAACCCGCACGCUGCACGACGUCCUGGCUGCUUCCAGAUGCCGACAAACUCUACGUCAUCAAUUUGCUCAGAAAGUGCAUCACAACAAAGUUCAAGGUUCUCUGCAAGAGAGCCGGCGUGCCUUCUAACAGUACGUGUCGAGAAUUAGCGGAGUCUGCCGAGAUAUUCAACUCGCAAACCACCGAGCCACGUGCAGUCGAUGCGCGACUAGCCGCAGCUCGCCGACUGCAGUCAUCCGCCCUGAAACAACACCAGCUCUCAUUCGGAGACUUUGUAGAAACUUUGGUUUCGUGUCGCUCGGAAUUCACUGCUGAGCAUCUCCUGCGUCAUUGCACUGAACCAGAGAGCAUUGUGAGCUUAGCCAGACUUGAAACCCGGUUUGUCCGCUCGCUAAUAUCUGCAUUCAACACGUAUUCAUCUCUACUGGAGUCCUUCUCAACAGAUGCAGAGCCGCCCAAACUCAAACCUUACCCUCACUCAGCCAAACGUCUAGCAGUGAAACCUGCCGGCCCUACAGCCAACACUCUCUCCAUUACUGCUAAUAGUAUUUUCCCAUCUGCUGCUACUGCUCAAAUUGGGAAGAGGAGUAUAAGUGAAGACGUGCUAGACAGAAUAGUGCAGGUCGUGGUCUCUGAACUGUGGAAAAAAGUGGCUGUGUGUUUGAAGCAGUGUGUGGUCACCGGUGGAGGUGAGAAUUUGGGAUGCCUUGCAAAGAAAACUGCUCAGUCUCUCGCCAGAGAACAAGAUCUCGAAGCAGCAGCAAAGUGUCUGCAGUUCGUGGCAAACAGAGCAACUAUAGAGAAAGAGCUGCGAAACUGGGACAAAGGUUUUCAGAGUAUGCUGGCCUCGUCUCAGAAGCAGGGGACUGGCAAAAAGCCCUCAAAGACAGUUGAAAUCCUAUGCAGUGAAGUCCUAGCUCCCUUACAGAGAGGACUUUCAAUGACAACAACCACUGACUUCCACACGCUCACAACACCCCAGCCAAAUAGAGAGAAUAUUGACUUUCUGACAACCUGCAGUGCCAUCAUCACGCCACUAACAAUCUCCAUUCAUGCCGCAUCCAACACUCUGAUUUGCUCGAUGGAACACAGUCUUGCUAGCUCCAGCCUUCCAGGAUUGGCUCGGUACACUUUCAGUGAAGGUCGGCGUGUUUAUCGCGGCGUGUGUGAAGUGCAACAAGAAUUAGAUAUUCGUCGCUCCCUGCCAUCACUUACUAGAUGCGAACUAGAGUACAGUAGGGUUUUUGUUGAAGGGAAACGGAUUGAAGGAAACUACAGUAGUCUACAGGCGACAGUCAACUACAUGUGUGAAGGGCUAGAGAUGGCAACUGUUGGUUUUCAUGACUUUAUGACGGAGAGAUGCAAGAAGUGCUUACAAUCGGUCUUCCCUUCGGCUAGACAUUGGAGAGCACUUGGAAAACAAAGCGGUGAGGGUGGGAGUGAGGGACCGAGUGAGUACUGUGAUGUACUGGUGGAGGAGGUCCUGAUGCCACUCACUGAGGCAGCUCUGACUCUGGAGGCUAGGCCUCAGUCAGUCUUCAUGACUCUCUCUGCCACCAUCUUCUUCACCGAGUAUCGCAGGGCCAUCCUCUCCAACAAACACACAUACAGAGUGCCAGCAGGCAGGCAGCUACAGGUCGACUGUCAUCAUCUCCACCAGUGGAUCACCUCUGAGAAACUGGGGCUACUACCACAGACACUGACCAGGCUCUCGGCUCUACCUGUGGUGACAGAGAUAGAGGAAGGCCUGCAGACCCUGUGCCGUACCAAGACUUCGGAAUUGGACCGCAACAACCAGACCACGUGCCCUACCAAGAUUUCGGAAUGGGACCCUGACAGUCAGACCACUUGCGGACUCACUGGUGGAGAAUGGAUCAAAGGACUCUCUUCUCUCUCCAUUUGGUCAGAGACAGCCUGGCACAGCCCCAAUGACUGGCUUGAGUGUAUGCUUACCUGA